Pseudonaja textilis is the source of this 2754-nucleotide messenger RNA. RefSeq names its product low density lipoprotein receptor adaptor protein 1 (gene LDLRAP1). NCBI's taxonomy places the organism in Eukaryota, Metazoa, Chordata, Lepidosauria, Squamata, Elapidae. The record is from RefSeq and is a predicted model, not a curated record. Gene Ontology annotation, cellular component: early endosome.
GCCUGGCACCGACCGCCUGGCACCGACCGGCCAGAAGCUGAGGAGACCGACCGACCGACUGACCGGCGGCCCUUGAGCUCCAGUUUCGGGCAGGGUCUGCCUCCCGCCAGCCUCUCUGAGGGGCGAAGGAGGAGCGAAGGCGGGGCGGUCCCGGAGCGCGCAGGGGAAAGAAAGAAAAAAAAAAGAAAAGUUUUGCCCGGAGUUUGUGCAGGCGGUGAAGGCGAGGCCAGACGAGGCGCGGGCACCUUCCAGGAUGGACGCCCUCAAAUCCGCCGGGAGGGCCAUCAUCCGCAGCCCCAGCAUCGCCAAGCAGAGCUGGGCCAGCGGCCGGCACAAGAAACUCCCGGAGAACUGGACGGACACCCGAGAGACCUUGCUGGAGGGAAUGCUCUUCAGCCUGAAAUACCUGGGCAUGACAUUGGUUGAGCAGCCCAAAGGAGAAGAAUUAUCUGCUACGGCUGUCAAAAGGAUUGUGGCAACGGCAAAGGCCAGUGGGAGAAAACUCCGAAAAGUGACUCUGAAAGUAUCACCCAGAGGAAUCGUUCUCAGUGACAGCAUAACAAAUGAAUCAAUUGAAAACGUGUCAAUAUACAGGAUAUCCUACUGUACAGCAGACAAAGUACACGACAAAGUAUUUGCCUACAUUGCCCAGAGUCAGCACAACGAGAACCUGGAAUGCCACGCUUUCCUCUGUUCCAAGAAAAAAAUGGCUCAAGCCGUCACACUUACGGUUGCUCAGGCUUUCAAGGUAGCAUUUGAAUUUUGGCAGGCAUCCAAGGAAGAGAAGGAGAAGAGGGACAAGGCCAUCUUGGAAGGAGAAACUGCCAGCAGCCUAAAUUCAGAUACUUCUUCCCCCAAAGCACCAGCCACUGUAGAAAACCUGCUAGACUUAGAAAAUGUAACCAGAACUCCUUUGAACACAAAUUCGGCGCAUGUGGAUGGCCGAAUCUUUGGGUCCCCCUCGUCAGAAAACAACAACGUGUGGGCAAUGAAUGAUGAACUGGAUGAAGCGUUUUCAAGGCUGGCACAAUCCCGAACCAACCCACAAGUCCUUGACAUCAGCCUGACACCUCAAGACAUCCAAAGUGCUCAAAUCCUCUCGCCGGUUGACUGGGACAAAGUAGAUUCCACGAUGGAGACCGAAAAAGAUGGCCAACUCUUUGAGUUUUGACCUCUUUAUUUUUUUCCCCCUUGUUAAGCUUUUUUUCUCCUCAAGUAAGAUAACCUCUAAGAACUUGAUGCACUGUAUUCUGCUGGCUGUAACUGGAAAGGGUUAAUUAAAAGAGAAGAGGCCCCCAAAGCCUUGAUUUGGUUUAGAUAGGAGUCAUGUUGACGCCCUUCAACUUUUGACCAAAGUUUUACUUCAGCUUUUCCCCUUAAGUGUCUUCCAGAUAUAUUAGGACUAUAGGAUGCAUUAUCUGGUGGAUUCCAGAUUGGGGCGGUUGUUUGAGAUAUUUUAAUACAGCUUUUUAUGUAUGACCUUUUUGGGUCUUUGCUUUUAUAGAGAUGACAAGGUGCUCCUUGAAUAGAUUUAUUCAAGACUCUUUCAGAUUUGCAUCUGUUAUGGAGAUGAUGUAGCAUCAUGUAGCUUAACAUUAUACAUUUGACAGUUUCCCUCUUGGGAUUGCAUGUGGUAAGCAGUCGUGACAGUUGUGUUUCGUGAAGGACGCAGGAUCUCCUUAGCAAUAUCAGAACUUUCAGAUAUUUUUAUUUUGGAAGAGCUGAACUGGCUGGAGUGGACUGGAGAAAUAAUGUUGGGCUCCUUAGGAUAGAGCUGAUAGUAGCUACCCAUCUAUUAGACGUGGCAAAGCUAAAGAAGGAUCUUGACUGGAUUCAAGAACGAAGUCAUUCAAACCAUUUGAAUGUCCUUGGUCAGCAUCAGAGUGAGUCUCUUCUUACAUCCUUCGUAGUUCAAACCCAUCACUUCUGUUUCCUGCUGCUUCUGCAUCUUAACAGUCACCUUGCUUUUAUAUUUCUCAGCCAUAAUAUUAGGUAGCAGCUAAUUGUUACCUUGAGCAAUUCUGACUUUUAGCUUACUUCACAUAAGUGGGAUGCUACGAGCUUUGGACAUUGUCCUAUAAAAGAUAGGGAAGUGAUAACCUUCUCAUUUGGAACCAACAGUUCCUGGCAUCCUAAUCCAGUUGGUGGCAUCCCAUAGCAGCUGAGAAUCUAGGACCUCGCAGGAUAAUUUCUGACCAAAGGCUGAAGGCAACCACCCAAACAUAAGGAUCAUGGGCUCCAGAAAAUGGAACCAAACUGAGCUUUGUUCAGGUAGUGUUGGUGGAGCUGUGGAUGUGACAGGUUGGAGUAAUGAACACUCUUCCUUAUCUCAACAUGUCUGAUAACAAUCCCUUCCCCAGGUCAGCUUCUGGUCUUGUUUCAUUAUAUUUCUUCCAGUAAAAGGUAAAAGAUUUCUCUGUCGGUCUUGUCUGACUUUAGGGCACAGUGCUCAUCUCAGUUUCUUGGCCAAGGGAGCUAGCUUUGUCCAAUGACGAUUUCUGUGAUCAUGUGGCCAGCAUAGCUACAUCCCAAAGGCAGACGGAACACUGUUACCUUCCCACCAAAGUGAAUGGAGCACUUUCACCUUAGCAAUAGAAGUUAUGGUACCAAGGACUCCAUUCUUACAAUUAUCAGCAGGGUUUUUCUAAUGGAGUAAUUUAGAUAAUCAGAGUUGGAAGGGACCUUGUAGGUCAUCUAGUCCAACCCCCCACCCAAGCAGGAGACCCUACACCGUUUCUGACAAAUGGCAGUCCA